AUGGCCCGGCGACUUGGAAACAUGGCGGGAGUCAGUGGGCACGUGGCCCCAAUCUUGGAAAAUGCGAAGUUGAAGUUCGAAGAGAAGUUUGGGGAACUCCCAGCCUAUGCAGCUGUUGCGCCUGGAAGAGUCAAUUUAAUAGGGGAACACACCGAUUACAAUGGAGGCUUCGUUUUUCCAAUGGCUGUACCCAUGGUUACAGUUGUGGUUGGAAGGGAGAGCCAAGAUGGGAAGAGCCAGGUGUAUACCAUGAGUGAUGCUGCCGAUGAGCCUCGUCUCGUUGAGUUUGUCGUUAAAGAUGGACUGCAGCCAGGAACUCCUAAGUGGGCCAAUUAUGUGAAAGGAGUCAUUGCUAAUUUCCAUGAGCCAGUGAAGGAAUUCCAAGCUGUGAUUAUCACAAGUGUUCCUCUUGGUGGAGGAUUGUCAAGCAGUGCAUCACUGGAGGUUGCUUUCUAUACAUUCCUGGAAGCAUUGAUGAAGUCAAAUGCUUCAAGUUUGACAGAGAAGGCAUUGAAAUGUCAAAAGGCAGAACAUGAUUUUGCGGGGAUGCCCUGUGGGAUCAUGGACCAAUUCAUUGCUGUCAUGGCCAAGCAUGGACAUGCUCUGCUUCUGGAUUGCAGGUCCAUGGACUGGGAGCAAGUUCCCCUGAAUGAUCCUGACAUUGCCAUCCUCGUAACGAAUUCAAAUGUUCGACACGAACUGUCGGGAAGUGAAUAUCCCGAGAGGAGAAAGCACUGCGAAGAAGUUGCUCAAGUCUUUGGUGUCAAGUCCCUUAGAGAGCUGAGUGUUCAACAACUAGAUGAAAAGGCAGGAGUGCUGGAUCCCAAGAAGCUACAGCGUGCACGUCAUGUCAUCACGGAGAUAGAGAGGACAUCGAAAGCUGCAGAUGCUCUCAAGCUAAAGGAUUACAACCAGUUUGGGAAGCUCAUGGUGGAAAGUCACGAAUCUCUCAGGGAUGAUUAUGAGGUGUCAUGCAAGGAAUUGGACGAACUGGUCAAUGCAGCCAUUGAAGUUGAUGGAGUCUAUGGGUCACGUAUGACUGGAGGUGGAUUUGGUGGUUGCACCGUUACAUUGCUGAAACGAAGCAGUGUGGAAGGAGUCAUAUCCCACAUUCAAUCUAAAUAUAAGAAAGGGGCCACAUUCUUCAUCUGUCAACCAGUCGAAGGUGCCAAGGUCAUUGAGAUCUAAGUCAGGCCAGACACCAAAACCACAUUCCUCACCAGAUCAUCACAUUCCACUUAUGCAUUCCUCUGUUAUGGGUUAUACGGUUUCCAAUACUUCCUCACGAAAAACUAAAUUUUUAGGGAAAAGAUAGGCAGGCAAAAAAUAGCCAGUGGUGAUUAUUAGGAUUUAUUCUAUCAUCAUUCACAUGCCACAAUGUAUUCAUAUAUCCAGAAAGCUUGGGAAAUACACCCAGCAGGCUGUCUGCACAGUACCUGGAUUCAUGAAAGUCAAUGAAAGCCACCAUAGAAAUGGUAGCACCUGUUUCUUGUGCCUUUAAUGACAUUCAGCUUGCCCACUGAGACCUCCCUCUUCAUUCACCCUUGCAAAUUGUCCAGUAUGGAAGAUUACUUGAUUAGAAGAGAUGUUCAGAAUCUCUCAUUCCUGCAGCCA
Messenger RNA from Darwinula stevensoni, 1614 nucleotides. The record is from the annotation of a GenBank genome assembly. NCBI's taxonomy places the organism in Eukaryota, Metazoa, Arthropoda, Ostracoda, Podocopida, Darwinulidae.